Hemibagrus wyckioides is the source of this 4490-nucleotide messenger RNA. RefSeq names its product copine Va (gene cpne5a). The record is from RefSeq and is a predicted model, not a curated record. Gene Ontology annotation, biological process: cellular response to calcium ion. Gene Ontology annotation, cellular component: plasma membrane. Gene Ontology annotation, molecular function: calcium-dependent phospholipid binding. Lineage: Eukaryota; Metazoa; Chordata; Actinopteri; Siluriformes; Bagridae. Bases 274 to 1995 code for a protein of 573 amino acids. The transcript has 21 exons.
UCUGAGCAUGUGGGAAAUCGGGAAAGGGGGUGGAGUUCGGCUUCUUCACUUUACCAGCGCUCUAGUGUGGCUCACAGAGAUCUCACUGCAAGUGCGCACUUUCGCAUUCCUCUGCGCUCUGCAGCAGCCCCACUUUCCUCCAGUCCGCCUGGAAUUGUAGAGCGCAUCGCGGCUCAUCUCUGCUCCGUGCUUCUGCUUCCGCUCGCGGGGUUACUGCGCUCAAACCUUCGUUGGAAAGUGAAGCUGCGGGAGGCAGCCAGCUUCCCCGCGCCCAUGGAGGGAGACGGGAUGGACAAGCUGGAGCGCAUGGCCUCUGUGUGCGAGUUCGACCCAAUCACCGGCAACAUCCCCGCCACCAAAGUGGAAAUCAGUGUCUCAUGCAGAAAUCUGCUAGAUCGUGACACAUUCUCCAAAUCGGAUCCAUUAUGUAUCCUGUAUACUCAGGGAGUGGAGUCGAAGCAGUGGCGAGAGUUUGGGAGGACAGAAGUGAUUGACAACACACUCAAUCCAGACUUUGUGAGGAAAUUCAUUCUGGACUAUUUUUUUGAGGAGAAGCAAAAUCUGCGUUUUGACAUAUAUGACAUUGAUUCCAAAAGUCCUGACCUGGCCAAGCAUCCCUCCGAAUUCAACGACUUCCUGGGUCAGACCUUCUGCACUCUGGGUGAGAUAGUGGGAUCUCCAGCCAGUCGACUGGAAAAGCCUCUGGGGGGUAUUCCAGGGAAAAAAUGUGGCACCAUCAUUUUAACAGCAGAGGAACUGGGCAACUGCAGGGACUGUGUCACUAUGCAAUUCUGUGCCAAUAAGCUGGACAAGAAAGACUUCUUUGGUCGCUCAGAUCCUUUCAUGGUGUUCUACCGGAGUAAUGAGGACGGAACAUUUACUAUCUGUCAUAAGACUGAUGUGAUGAAAAACACACUCAACCCUGUGUGGAAACCUUUCAGCAUCCCUGUGAGAGCCCUCUGCAAUGGAGACUAUGAUAGGUCAAUUAAGGUGGAAAUAUAUGAUUGGGACAGGGAUGGCAGCCAUGACUUCAUUGGAGAAUUUACCACUAGCUACCGGGAACUGUCACGGGGCCAGAGUCAGUUCAAUGUUUAUGAGGUGGUGAAUGCUAAAAAGAAAACAAAGAAGAGAAGAUACAUCAACUCUGGAACAGUGACGUUGCUUUCAUUCUCUGUCGAGGCGGAGCACACUUUCCUAGAUUACAUCAAAGCAGGCACUCAGAUCCAUUUCACCGUGGCUAUUGAUUUCACAGCUUCCAAUGGAAACCCAUCUCAGUCCACAUCUCUGCAUUAUAUGAACCCGUACCAAAUGAACGCCUAUGCUAUGGCACUAAAGGCAGUCGGGGAGAUCAUCCAGGAUUAUGAUAGUGAUAAGAUGUUCCCUGCGCUGGGCUUUGGAGCCAAACUCCCCCCUGAUGGCAGAGUGUCUCACGAGUUCCCCCUGAAUGGUAACGUAGAUAACCCAUACUGUAAUGGCAUGGAGGGGAUUCUAGAGGCAUACCACCAAAGUCUCAAGACAGUUCAGCUUUAUGGACCAACUAACUUCGCCCCAGUCAUCAAUCAUGUAGCGAGAUAUGCAGCAGUAGUGGAAGACGGCUCACAGUACUUUGUGCUCCUCAUAAUCACAGAUGGAGUUAUAUCAGACAUGGCUCAGACCAAAGAAGCCAUUGUCAAUGCUGCUAAACUCCCAAUGUCCAUCAUAAUUGUUGGAGUUGGCCAGGCUGAGUUUGAUGCCAUGGUUGAGUUGGAUGGUGAUGACAUCAGAAUAUCUUCAAGAGGGAAGCUGGCAGAAAGAGACAUUGUUCAGUUUGUGCCAUUCCGAGACUACAUGGACCGGACAGGGAACCAUGUCCUUAGCAUGGCGCGGCUAGCCAAAGAUGUCCUGGCGGAGAUCCCCGAUCAAUUAAUCUCUUACAUGAAAUCGAGAGGCAUCAAACCCAACCAGACUCCACCAGACUGUAGUCCUGCUGUGCUUAGUCCAGCCUCCACUAUCUGAGUUUACAUAAGCCCAGUUCAGACAAGACAAAACAGGCCUUGGCCCCAGGCUUCCCUCUUCACAUCUGGAACUUUUCACAACCUAACAGGCAUUCUCUCUACAGGUGGACACACUAUACAGCACAAAUAAUCAAGUGAUGGCCACAGGGUAAGACUCAGAUUCCCUACAGAGUCUGAACAACAACCAGUGACUCUUUUUGAGUUUAUUUGCUUUGUUUGAGUGGCAAGAACACUUUUGGAUUCAGAAAGAAAAAUAUCUCAAUACUUGGACAUGAUCUGGAUAUUCUUUUGAGCAUAGUUUGCUUUCUCAUUUUGGAGUUUAUUCAGUGCGUGUUCUACAUAAUCUGAGACUUAUAGACUUCUUUUUAGGAGUCUCUACUGUAUAUCAUAAAUAAGAGACGUUCUCCAGAGGCAAUUGCUAUGUUUCUUCUUUUAUUUUUUGCUUGUACAGCACAGCAGCAUCAGAAAAGGUUUAUAAUAUUACAGUUUUAUGACAGAGUUCAUAUUCCAGAGCAUGGCAGCCAACUAGAAGAUUUGUAAAUAUAUAAUAAAGAGAGAAUAAUUUAGACAAUUACUAGUGGUUACAGUAAGAUAUCAGAUGAUUUUAACUAUACAAUGCCCUUGGCAGGCUUGCGAUAUAGUAGAAUGUAUACAUUGUGUUACUUUGAAGAUACUUUUGGGCAAUGGUGUUUUUAAGAUUUGGGGAAUUAUUUGGGGAGUAACAUUUUUAAAGGUGACAUCUCAGUGCAGACUUAGGUAACAAUUUUGAGAAAUUAUGGAAAUAUAUUCAGGUAUCAAAAGAUCAUUUAAGAAAACCCAUAAACCCAAGUGCAUGAAAAGCAGAAGUGUUUUCUUAUCACUCUAAAAUUUCUAAAGCAACAUAAAUAGAUCACAUUAUAUAUCAUUGAAUAUGCUUCGAGUGGCACACUUGUAGUUCAGACUUACGAAAAUCUUGCAGGUUCUAGAAAUCUUUGGUCAUUUUUUCAUCUAAGAUUUUUAAGGAUUCACAAAGGCCCAUGGUGGAGUCACAAGGCAAAACUGUAAUCAUUGUUAAUACUCUUAUUUCUAGUUUUUAACAGUUAAAUCCAGAUAAGUGUUAAGUUAGAAUAGGUGCUUAUUGGGAGACUUAAGUGCAUCAGCACUCAUGACAAACAGCAGGGCUUAAUCGCUUUCACUGCCGCAUUCUGGUAUAAACAUCCCCAACAAUGCUGGAACCCCAAUUUUUUAAAUGAAUUUUAAACUUUGAGCUCUCACAUUUCUAUUAAAAACCUCAGUGUUACCUGUGAGAUUAUGAAAAGCUAGACUCAAUCUGUUGGUGAACAUAAAUUGUGAUCAUUUAAUUAGUUGCAUGGAAUUUUCCAAUUCCAUUCAACAUUGGUUUCAUAUGAUUUAGCGUGACCUUCAGUUAGUCCAUUAAAUCAAAGGUCUGCUUGAUAGAGUGACCUGUACUCUUGACAUCCUGACCCAAUGGCUGAUUUUUUCCCCCGUCCCUAUGUGAUGAUCUUUAUUGAUGUUUUGAUAUAAAUUGGGUGCAAUAACUGAUGUCUCAUAAAUGUUUAAUAAGGAUAUGCAUGUUAAAUAGCCUUAUGUUGUUACUAUUUGCAAUUAGCCUAGUCCUGAUAAUAAUCUGGUAAACCUCAGAAAGUGUGUUUGAUCAACGUGGUAGGUUUAUUUUAGAGGGUAUCUUUCCAACCACCAAUUUUGUAUUGGUUCAGUCACAAUGAGCAUGUAUAGUAUUUAUCUGGCCAACUGAUUCUAAGCAGCCAUGCACAUUAUUUUGGUAAACAUUUACCAGGGAAAUGCAUGGAUGAUUCUAUAGUUAAUCCAAUGCAUUUGUUUGUUUUGUUCGACUCAUUUUUGUCUGUUUCAAAUUUAGUCCCCUUGUAAUCUUUUUUUUUUUGUCAAAUUUGUUGUAUUAAAAUUUGAUUUCAAUAAGUUCUUGAUUUUCUUUUUUUAAGUUGUUCACAAUGAAGAAGAGCAAACAAUUCUUUCAGCACCAGACACUGAAUUUCACAGCUUUUUCAAACAACAAACAUCUGCUUGAGGAGAUAAGAAUGACUGAAAAGUUACACAAGACAUGUAGACACAAAUCAGUACCAGAGUUUUUUUCUUCGACAAGGUGCCACCCAUCAAGUGCCAAUGCUUGCUCUAUGAGAUGUGCAUGCUGGGACUAAAACAAUCUGACGGGUUUUGUGAAACCUGCAGUACUACAGUGAGAGGUCACCCAUUGCAGCUUUUCAGCAUGACUCAACUCAUUGUUUUGGCUUCAUUUUCCUUUUCUGUGCUUUCCCCCCUCUUUUACACCUCUCUAGGUUUCAGUCAAUAUGCAUGAUGAACAGUUUUCCAAACCAACAUAAAGCAUUGAUGUUGUCAUUUCAAUGAAUUUUGUGAAGUUUGUAAUGGAUUACAUUAAAAGGAAUUUAAAAGAAAUGGUUGCAACUUUCAUAAGAGCUAUAAAAUCUUAUACCAUUUGUUUGUUCAUUAAAAAAAAUAUUU